This is a messenger RNA of Spirodela intermedia, 2823 nucleotides long. Lineage: Eukaryota; Viridiplantae; Streptophyta; Magnoliopsida; Alismatales; Araceae. The record is from the annotation of a GenBank genome assembly.
AUGUCUGCCCUAGUGCUCGGUAAGAGGUCCUCCUGCUUCUUUGAAGAUCUGCACCACCACGCCGCCGCCACCGCUGCUGCCUCUACGCCGCCUUCCGCCUCGAAGAAGGCCCGCUUCGGAUCCUCUUCUUUUCGGUUCUCGCCUACGAGUUCCGCGGCGUCUCCUUCCACGCGGGACGUCGUCAGCAGCAGUUUCACCGGCGGUAACCCGACGGUGCUUGGGCACCUCAGAUCUCUCUUCCCUGAUAUGGACGAACAGGUCUGCCCGUUGCUACUGAUUCUUCUUCACCCCUUGUUUUUUUAUUGUGAGCUUAGGGUUAUCUAGGGGUUGUGAAUUCUUGUUCCGUAAGUGUUUAAUGAGUCAAGACGAGGGUUAAAAAAUCCAAGAAUCCUCUGAGAUUUCCGUUGCUCCGGUCAAUAUCAUAUUCGGCAUGUCUUUUCGGUAUGACUGUUUGAGAUUCGUUUCUUGUGUGUUUGAACUAAUUAUUUGAGUCCCUGAAAAAAAGUGGUGCAUUGUGAAAGAAGGAGAGUCAGGGAGUUCUUUACGAUGAUAGCCUCUAGAGAAUGUUCCUGUCAUAACCUCAUUUCAUUGAUGGAAAUAAAGAGAGACGGGAAACAAUGUAGUGCUACACUGUAGUUAUGUAAGUCUUCGUUUGAGAAUAAAAACAUUUAUAGUUGAGAUCCUUGUCUUCUGUGUUGUAAUUAAAUUCCUGUGUACUUUCUCUUGUUUUUCAUUUUUCUUCCAGUGCCUUUUCUCUCUUCUAAGGGACAGAAGGGAUGUGUGGAUUUUAUUCAAAGAUAGAUCCGCAAGGAUAUGCUGGAUAGCAGCCUCUGCAUUUUUCCACUAUUCUCGCACAUGAAUUUGAACCUGCCGAGAAGUAGAAUAUGAAAUAGGGUUGGCCAUCGGCCACAUCUCUCACCGUAAGCAGGCUGUAUGCCUCCCAUUCUUUGGCUAGGAAAGACUACGUAUCCCAUUCCUAUUUCAUCGUGUUUUCGUUUCUUGCUGGAUAGGUCACUCAUGGCCUUUAUAAUUUAACUAUGCAUACUUUUUCCCAUCUCAACAUGUAUUCCUUUCAUGCUCUUACAAGCAAUAGUCUUGCCAUUCUAAGAUUGUAAAAGCAUAUCAAACAAUAAACCUUCAGGCUAACUAGUUCUUGAUGUUGAUUUUCUUCAUAUUGGUAGAUAAAGUGUUGUACUCUUCGUAUUCUCUGGCCAUGAUCUGCAUUCCGUAUGCCGAAGUACAAGGCAGCUUCCAGAUUUUCCUUAUAUCUAAUGUGGUGUUGUUACUGGAUCGUGUGUUUAGAUCUUUGGAAUAAAAGCCCGGGGGGGGGGAUGUGUGAAUAUUUUGGAGAUAUAAAUCGAAUGAAAAGCAGUUAUCAUCUUUGCUUGUUGACUAACAGUCCGCAUCAAAACCAUUUUCAGCUUCUGGAAAGGGUGCUUGAAGCUUCUGGGAAUGACCUGGAUUCUGCCAUCAAGAGUUUGACUGAGCUUCGGUUGGGACCUGCGAAGGAACAUCCACACUCUGUGAUGAGUAAUCCUAAUGAAUACAAUGGUGCAGCUGUUCAACCAUCAGCAGAAGGUACGUGUUUGGUGAUUAAUCCAUGACGGAGUUUACCUUUCUUACUGUGCAUCGGGCAUAUGCGUAAUGCUGUUUUCUUUUGUUCCUGUACAUUGGAUACGAUGGGGAACGUUAAAGAAUAGAAAAUAAAAACGAAAAGAAAACAAUCUUGUAGAAUGUAAAAGGAGACCAGAAACGAAAACUGGAGAAGAUCCUCUGUUGCAUUAUAUUUAUGAAACAGAAACAGAAUUUUUAGAUCUGAGUAAUUGGAAAUCCUUCUAACCCAUUAAGAAUGUUUUUGACUAACUUACAAGCUUUCCUUGUGCUAGAAAUAGAAAGUCAGCGCACCUGGUCAGUACUGGGUCAAAUAAUUUACCCUACAAUCUAGCUAUUGUAAUCUUACUUUGAAACAACAGACAAUCUUUGUCCGAUGAAAUCCAAAGCUUUUCUUCUUUUUUUUCUUUUUUCAUCAUGGGAAAGUCCUCCCGUUUGACCUUGACGGCGAUUCUGGACCUUUGCAGAAGUCCAGGGCGGUGGUGGCGGCACUGGUGGUGGUACGGCAGCGGGGGGGAGCCCCCCGGCGGACGGUGCAGAGUGGGUAGAAGUCCUGGUGAGGGAGAUGAUGAACGCCGCCAACGUCGACGACGCCAGGGCCCGGGCAUCUGCCGUGCUGGAGGUCUUUGAGAAGUCCGUGGCAGGCCGGGUCGCCGUCACCGCCACUGGGACGCUGCAGAAGGUGGUGGUGGGCCGAGGCGCCGAUGCCCUUCUUCUUCUCCUCCUCGAAUUAUCUUCUAUUUACUGACAUGGUGGCGGUGGUGGUAGGAGAAUGCGGUGCUGAAGGAGCAGCUGGAGGGGUUGCUGAGGGACAACGAGAUACUGAAGAGGGCUGUGGCGAUCCAGCACGAGCGGCAGAAGGAGUUUGACGAGAAGACCCAGGAGCUCCACCACCUCAAGCAGCUCCUCGCCCAGUACCAGGAGCAACUCCGCACCCUCGAGGUAAAAUACCGCCGACAAUACCUCUCCCUCUCUCUAUUUCCCGUCUCUCUUGCUGCCAAGAUCCUCACUUUACCUAUUACUCUCUCUCUCUCUCUCUCCCUCUCUCCCUCUCUCCCUCUCUCCCUCCCUCUUGAAUCUGAUGUGUCUCUCUCACCCGCCAUAGUUUUCUCCUCCUUGGAACAGGUCAACAACUACGCGCUGUCGCUGCACCUGAAGCAGGCCCAGCAGAGCAGCUCCAUCCCCGGUCGCUUCCACCCCGACGUCUUCUGA